This is a messenger RNA of Eptesicus fuscus (big brown bat), 2993 nucleotides long. It is a transcript of the gene PRKG1, whose product is annotated as protein kinase cGMP-dependent 1. Bases 1 to 2061 code for a protein of 686 amino acids. The transcript is spliced from 18 exons. The record is from RefSeq and is a predicted model, not a curated record. Lineage: Eukaryota; Metazoa; Chordata; Mammalia; Chiroptera; Vespertilionidae. Gene Ontology annotation, biological process: protein phosphorylation. Gene Ontology annotation, molecular function: cGMP-dependent protein kinase activity; ATP binding.
AUGGGCACCCUGCGGGAUCUACAGUACGCGCUCCAGGAGAAGAUCGAGGAGCUCAGGCAGCGGGAUGCUCUCAUCGACGAGCUGGAGCUGGAGUUGGAUCAGAAGGACGAACUGAUCCAGAAGCUGCAGAACGAGCUGGACAAGUACCGCUCGGUGAUCCGGCCGGCCACCCAGCAGGCGCAGAAGCAGAGCGCCAGCACCUUGCAGGGCGAGCCGCGCACCAAGCGACAGGCUAUCUCCGCCGAGCCCACCGCUUUCGACAUCCAGGAUCUCAGCCAUGUGACCCUGCCCUUCUACCCCAAGAGCCCACAGUCCAAGGAUCUCAUAAAGGAAGCCAUCCUUGACAAUGACUUCAUGAAGAACUUGGAGCUGUCGCAGAUCCAGGAGAUUGUGGAUUGUAUGUACCCAGUGGAGUAUGGCAAAGACAGUUGCAUCAUCAAAGAAGGAGACGUGGGGUCACUGGUGUAUGUCAUGGAAGAUGGUAAGGUGGAAGUUACAAAAGAAGGUGUGAAGCUGUGCACCAUGGGUCCAGGAAAGGUGUUUGGGGAGUUGGCCAUUCUUUACAACUGCACCCGGACAGCGACCGUCAAGACUCUUGUAAAUGUGAAGCUCUGGGCUAUUGAUCGACAAUGUUUUCAAACAAUAAUGAUGAGGACAGGACUCAUCAAGCAUACCGAGUAUAUGGAAUUUUUAAAAAGUGUUCCCACAUUCCAGAGCCUUCCUGAAGAGAUCCUCAGUAAACUUGCUGACGUCCUUGAAGAGACCCACUAUGAAAAUGGGGAAUACAUCAUCAGGCAAGGUGCAAGAGGGGACACCUUCUUUAUCAUCAGCAAAGGAAAGGUAAAUGUCACUCGCGAAGACUCACCAAGUGAAGACCCAGUCUUUCUUCGGACUUUAGGCAAAGGAGAUUGGUUUGGAGAGAAAGCCUUGCAGGGGGAGGAUGUGAGAACAGCAAACGUAAUUGCUGCAGAAGCCGUGACCUGCCUUGUGAUCGACAGAGACUCUUUCAAGCAUUUGAUUGGAGGAUUGGAGGAUGUUUCUAAUAAAGCAUAUGAGGAUGCAGAAGCUAAAGCAAAAUAUGAAGCCGAGGCUGCUUUCUUCGCCAACCUGAAGCUGUCUGAUUUCAACAUCAUCGACACCCUUGGCGUUGGAGGUUUCGGACGAGUAGAACUGGUCCAGUUGAAAAGUGAAGAAUCCAAAACCUUUGCAAUGAAGAUUCUCAAGAAACGCCACAUUGUGGAUACAAGACAACAGGAGCACAUCCGCUCUGAGAAGCAGAUCAUGCAGGGAGCUCACUCCGACUUCAUAGUGAGACUAUACAGAACAUUUAAGGACAGCAAAUAUUUGUAUAUGUUGAUGGAAGCUUGCCUAGGUGGAGAGCUCUGGACCAUUCUCAGGGAUAGAGGUUCAUUUGAAGAUUCUACAACCAGAUUUUACACAGCAUGUGUGGUAGAAGCUUUUGCCUAUCUGCAUUCCAAAGGAAUCAUCUACAGGGACCUCAAGCCAGAGAAUCUCAUCCUGGAUCACCGAGGUUACGCCAAACUGGUGGAUUUUGGCUUUGCAAAGAAAAUAGGAUUUGGAAAGAAAACAUGGACUUUUUGUGGGACUCCAGAGUAUGUAGCCCCAGAGAUCAUCCUGAACAAAGGCCAUGACAUUUCAGCCGACUACUGGUCACUGGGAAUUCUAAUGUAUGAACUUCUGACUGGCAGCCCACCUUUCUCAGGCCCAGAUCCUAUGAAAACCUAUAACAUCAUAUUGAGAGGGAUUGACAUGAUAGAAUUUCCAAAGAAGAUUGCCAAAAAUGCUGCUAAUUUAAUUAAAAAACUAUGCAGGGACAAUCCAUCAGAAAGAUUAGGGAAUUUGAAAAAUGGAGUGAAAGACAUUCAAAAGCACAAAUGGUUUGAGGGCUUUAAUUGGGAAGGCUUAAGAAAAGGCACCUUGACACCUCCUAUAAUACCAAGUGUUGCAUCACCCACAGACACAAGCAAUUUUGACAGUUUCCCUGAGGACAGUGACGAACCACCCCCCGAUGACAACUCAGGAUGGGACAUAGACUUCUAAUGCUAUUUCUCUUACCUGCUUCUGCCUUGCUGAAGACAGCUUUUUCUGAGACACAGCUGCCAGCAAACCUGAGGGAAAGAGAGAAGAUUAGUGCUCGGGGUCACCAUGAUGCCUUUGAUCGAUGCUGCUCCAGUAACUACAGUGGCAUUAGGACUUAUUGCUUAGACGACAGUAGUGCUCUUUACAUGUUUUCUGUUUGAACCUAAAAAUAGCAGUUGACAUGGUGGUCCUGAAGCAAAAGCCUCUCACCAGAAAAAAAAAAAAAAAAAAGAUGUUUUCUAUUGUUGCAAUGAUCUUGCUUCGCUCUGACUCUAAUUUGAAAGACAGUAAGAAACACUCCAAUCUAGUAAGAGAGUCUGCACCUUGCUAGAACUAUCAAGAAGAUUAAAAAUAAUAAUAUAUAGGGUACGAUAGAUUUCUAUGGUACAAAAACUGGGCUCUUCCCUUUCUUCAAGUGAGGGUUGUAGGAUCUAUUACCGCGGGCCGGUGUAUAUACCGUACAAACGAGGACCACGCAUCUGUUGGUCACAGAGUUCAUGUCAAACCAGUGCUAGAAGUCCCAUGAUCUCAUUUCCCAGCAGUGCUGAUGACAAGACUGAAUGUUACCUUUCCUUUCUGACAGAUUUUAAAAAUUGACAUGUUAAAAGCACAACUGCUAUGGAUUCUGCUGAGAACUCUCAUAGCAGGUAUAUAUGCGUUUUUUCACAGAGGAACUGAAAAAAAAAAAAAGCAACAUGCAUGAUAUUCGUUUGUUUUUGAUAAAUUGGCAUGACAGAGUGGGGAAAAAGCAAUUCACAACCAUUUCAUAUUUUUUGAAAAUAUUGUGUUUAAAGAUGGUCCUGGAAAUAAGUGACUAGCAGCCAAUUGGUUUUUAUUUAUUACCUAACACACCCUCAAAACUGAGGCUUAAAAUAUUCCCUUUUAUAAAAAUA